Molecule: messenger RNA, 1791 nt
Organism: Cajanus cajan (pigeon pea)
Lineage: Eukaryota; Viridiplantae; Streptophyta; Magnoliopsida; Fabales; Fabaceae
Product: cytochrome P450 89A2
Cellular component (GO): membrane
Molecular function (GO): heme binding; oxidoreductase activity, acting on paired donors, with incorporation or reduction of molecular oxygen, NAD(P)H as one donor, and incorporation of one atom of oxygen; iron ion binding
Source: RefSeq, a predicted model, not a curated record
UAUAUAGAACCCUGAGUGUGGUGGAAAAGCGAAGGAACAACAAUGGAGGCGUGGUUCAUAAUCGUAGUCUCUCUCUGCGUGUGCUACCUCGUGAAAGCCAUCUUCUCGCUCCACUCAUCAGCCUCCGCCACCACCACCGUCGCCAUCCCUCCGGGCCCCACCCACAUCCCCAUCAUCACGAGCAUCCUCUGGCUCCGCAAAUCCUUCUCGGAACUCGAGCCCAUCCUCCGGAGCCUCCACGCCAAGUACGGCCCCAUCCUCCGCCCCGCCGUCUUCAUCGCCGACCGCGCCAUCGCCUACCGCGCCCUCGUCCACAACGGCUCCCUCUUCUCCGACCGCCCCAAGGCCCUCCCUACCGCCAAACUCGUCACCAGCAACCAGCACAACGUCAGCUCCGCCUCCUACGGCGCCACGUGGCGCACUCUCCGCCGCAACCUCGCCUCCGAGAUGCUCCACCCUUCCCGCGUCAAAUCCUUCUCCCCGACCCGCGCCUGGGUCCUACGCGCCCUCCUCACGCGCCUCGCUUCCGAUUCCGAAGCCAACCCCUCCCUCAGCGUCAUCCCCCACUUCCGCUACGCCAUGUUCUGCCUCCUCGUCUUCAUGUGCUUCGGUCAAAGGGUCAACGACGCCAAGGUCAGAGACAUCGAGCGCGUCCAGAGACAAAUGCUUCUCGGCUUCAACAGGUUCAACAUCCUCAACUUCUGGCCCAGCCUCACGCGCCUUUUGCUCCGCGGAAAGUGGCAGGAGUUGCUUAGGUUAAGGAAGGACAAGGAAAACGUGUUGCUUCCGCUUAUAAGAGCCAGGAAGCAGAAGCAAAACCAAAACGGGUCAAACCACCACGACGACGUCGUUUCCUACGUUGACACGUUGCUGGAUUUGCAGUUGCCCGAGGAGAAGCGCAAGCUGAGUGAAGAGGAAAUCGUGACGCUGUGUAGUGAGUUUCUCGACGGGGGUACGGACACCACUUCCACUGCGUUGCAGUGGAUCAUGGCGAAUUUGGUCAAGUACCCGCACGUGCAAGAGAGGGUGUUGCAGGAGAUUAAACAAGUGGUGGGUGAAAGAGAGGAAAGGGAAGUGAAAGAAGAAGAGUUGCAUAAACUGGGUUAUCUCAAAGCUGUGGUUUUGGAAGGGUUGCGGCGCCACCCACCUGGCCACUUUGUGUUGCCGCAUGCGGUGUCUGAGGAUGUUAUUUUGGAUGAUUACUUGGUGCCGAAGGAGGCGACGGUGAAUUUCAUGGUGGCGGAGAUGGGGUUGGACCCUAAGGUUUGGGAGGAUCCCUUGGCGUUUAAGCCUGAGAGGUUUUUGAACGAUGAAGGGUUUGAUAUCACUGGGAGCAAAGAGAUUAAGAUGAUGCCCUUUGGAGUUGGGAGGAGGAUUUGUCCUGGUUAUAAUUUAGCUUUGCUUCAUUUGGAGUAUUUUGUGGCUAAUUUGGUUUUGAAUUUUGAGUGGAAGGUUCCUCAGGGAGGAGAUGUGGAUUUGUCGGAGAUUCAAGAGUUCACUGUCGUCAUGAAAAAUCCCCUUCAGGUUCACAUUUCUCCUAGGAUCUAGUCUAUGUUCUUCUGUACACAUCUCAUUAUCAUGUAAUAAAUUAAUAUUGUGUAUCAAUAAUAGGUUGGACUAUAAUAAUUUCAUAGAUGCAUACUCAAGUUGUUGAUCCAAGUACGGUGUAAGGAUAUUUUUGUUUGUUUGUUUUCGGUUUUGGUUUUGCAUAAAGUAGUAGCAACCAUUCAAGACAUGGAUACCAGUUAUUUAUUACGAGGACAAAUACAUGUACUUCGCGUUUAAUUUGAA